Molecule: messenger RNA, 2617 nt
Organism: Capsaspora owczarzaki ATCC 30864
Lineage: Eukaryota; Filasterea; Ministeriida; Capsasporidae
Exons: 4
Coding region: 263-2323 (686 amino acids)
Source: RefSeq, a predicted model, not a curated record
UUCUUCUUCUUCUUCUUCUUCUUCUUCAUCCUCCCGAGUCGCUUUCUGGGCUCUGUUUGACUGUUGCAAGUCUCAACCCGACCCCACCACACCCCCCCCCCCACACACACACACACACAUCUGCACUGUCCACCUCGCCUUUCGUCCGCUGCUUUUUCCAAUCUCGACCUCAUUCUCGGAGUUCGCCUUUCUUUCUUUUCUGUGCUCAUCCACAAACAACAACCACUACUCUCUCUUUUCUGCCACUGUUGUCAGCAAGACCAUGUCGCGUAUGAGAACGAGGUCCAACUCGUUCCAGGGCAAGCUGAUGCACGACCGGCUGCACGGCGCCUGCGAUGUGGUGGAGCAGUACUAUGGGGACGACGAGGCGGCCCUGGCAGCGGAGCUCGCAGGGAUGGCUCUUCCAGACGCACUCCUCGCUCGCAGCCACCCUGGCAGCACAAGCAGCACGCACAGCGCAAACAGCACGAGCAACAGUGCGAGUGGGAGCGCGAACGGGAGCAACAGCAAUUUGAGCUCGAGCGGUGGCAGCAGCAGCAGCAACAGCAACAGCUCGAGUCUUGCCAACAGCUCCAACAGCAGCCCCAGCGGUAGCGCCAGUAACAUUAAUAGCAUCUCAAAUCACGCCGCCACUGCCAGCCAUGGCACUGGCGGAAUAGCCAGCAGCAGCGACGCGUCCAGGCGACGAGCCAGUUCGAAUGAGACCACAACGACGACUACAACAACACCAACAACAACGACAACAACACUCACGGCAAGCGGCUCGUCGAGCCUUCCGACCAGUAGCAACAACUUUUACAGCAUACCCAGCUAUACCAGCGUGACUGCAAGCAGCAGCAACAGCACAGUCGCUGGCUUUGUGCAGUCCCCAGCAACAGGUCUUGUCGGAGCUCCAGCAACCCCAGCAGGCGGUCCCGACCAGCACCCUCCCGCACCAAUAUUGCCGCCAAAGUCCUACAUGGGUGGGAAUGCAUUGGGGUCGCCCCCGGUCGGUGCAGGCUCCGCACUAAAUGACUUUGGUUCAAACCAACAGCAGCAACAACAACAACCGCAACACCCUGCUGCUGUUGUUGGCGGUGGUCGGACUGGGUCGCAUACGCCUGCCCCACAGCAGUCUGGACUUCUGCGUGCCAAUGCGUCGCUGCCUGAGGGUCCGUGGGUCCCGCCAGCGCAUCUGCUUGCCGCCAUGGCCGAGCAGCAGGCAGCGGCCUCGGCUGGCGCUACGCCUGGAGCUGGGGCUCCUGGGUCCAUGUCGCUUCAGCAGCUGCUGCAUGAUGAGCAGCAGCAGUAUCUUGCGCAACUUCAGCAGCAGCAGCAGCAGCAGCAGCAGCAGCAGCAGCAGCAGCAGCAGCAGCAGCAGCAGCAGCCGCACGACCUCAACAACAGCAUAGGAGGAGCGCAGCCGCCGCCCCUCCCUCCCAAGCGCAAGACCAGCCGCGGCCACCAGCGACAGCCGUCGGACUUGCCAAUGCAACUAAGAGCUACUCUUUCGCUAAAGGAAGCGCUUCAGCUGCGCAGUGGCUCGUCUGCCAUUACGCCGCUCGCCAAGCUCACCCCAGAGGUCAUUGAAGAGUUCCAACUACUAGUGACGGAAUAUGUGGACGACAUGAACUGCAAUAUUCGAGAAUUCCGCGAAAGCGAGCUUUAUGCAGCCGAACGGCGCAUGCUCGAAACAAAGGCGCUUGAACUCUACUUUUACUUUGCUCAGAAGGAGGGCAACCGACGAAAUUUGACCGUCGAGGAGUUUGCCCUCAAGAGCACGGUCGAUCAUGUUGUCAACACGCUAUUCUUGCCCGAGAUCACCUCCGAAGCUGCGGCAUCAGCCGCCAUGUUUUCGCAGCCGCCGCCAACCUACCAGCAGCACCACGAGCAACAGCAGCGAUUGCAACAAGAGGCUGCCGCUGCGGCUGCCGCCGUCGCCGCUGCCGCCGCUGCUGCUGUUGCUGCAUCUGCUGCUGCAUCUGCUGCAUCGUCUGACGAGCUGGUGGACGAGCCGGAGUUUUCGGACGACCUUAUUGUUCACGCCGACGCCGCCAACGCUGCCGACUUUGCGCUGAUGGCCUCGAUCGCCAACAGCCUCCAAAAUACCGCCGUAUCGCAUGGACUGGAUCGGAGCAACUAUGGUGGAAAUAGCAAUGGCUUUGGAGAUGACGACGACGAGGACGAGUUCGAGGACGAGAGCGAGCGACUACGGCGGCAGCGCCAACUGGAAGAAGAGCACGAAGAGCGACUUUUGAUCGAGCAAGAACGACGGCUGAUGCUUGAGCAACGGCGCUUGCGGGAGAUGCAGACGCGGACAACGGCACCACCCGCCCCAAAGUGAUUGGCCCUUCUGCUGCUCCUGCUGCUGCUCCUCCUCCUCCACCUCCCCUUCAUCCUCCUCCUCCUGUCAUCUGAUAGAUUGCUACGCUGUAGUACAUCGAUGCGGUGGCAUUUUGCUUUCGUUCGUCCCCAGGCGGGCACAUGACAGAAAGCGUUUGGUGCUUUUGCUUCAUUUGCUUCCCUUUGCUUUUCUGUUCCUUCUUAUGUAUUUGUUGACUAUCUGUCGCCUUGUAUUCUUCAUUUUGUAUGCUCUGUGUGUCAGUGUGUGUUUUGAGAGUUUUGUUUUGAAUUACAG